AUGGGGAACGUUCCCUCGACCAUCAAAGAAUGCCUGAGCACCGGAUUGAACAUGGACUGGCUCUCCAUUGGAGAUACUCUCUUCCCGUUAGGACUGCAGAACAAUGUUACUCCAGCCCUCCCUGAAUUUGUAAAGAUAGUUGAAGUUGGACCUAGGGAUGGUCUACAGAAUGAGAAGGUGAUUGUACCAACAGAAGUGAAAAUUAAGUUGAUCAACCUUCUGUCAGAAACAGGGCUAUCUGUCAUUGAGACCACCAGUUUUGUAUCUCCAAAAUGGGUGCCCCAGUUGGCCGAUCAUAUGGAAGUCAUGCAAGGUAUAAAGAAGUGCCCACAAGUACGGUAUCCUGUAUUGACACCAAACCUCCGUGGCUUUCAUGCUGCAAUUGAAGCAGGUGCGAAAGAAGUAGCCAUUUUUGGAGCAACCUCGGAAACGUUCAGUAAGGUGAACACUAAUUGUUCCAUUGAAGAAAGUAUGCUGCGGUUUGAGGAGGUUAUCAGAUCAGCAAAAGAUGGCAACAUUCCAGUUCGAGGGUAUGUGUCCUGUGCAAUAGGAUGCCCAUAUGAAGGAAACAUUACGCCAUCUAAGGUUGCAGAGGUGGCUAAAAGAAUGUACAGUAUGGGCUGCUAUGAGAUUUCACUGGGGGACACAAGUGGUGUGGGAACUCCUGGCAAUGUGAAGAAAAUGCUGGAAGCAGUGAUGAAGGAAAUCCCUAAAAGUGCCCUUGCUGUUCAUUGCCAUGACACAUAUGGCCAGGCUCUGGCUAACGUUUUUGUAGCUCUACAGAUGGGAAUCAGUGUAGUGGAUUGCUCUGUUGCUGGAUUAGGUGGUUGUCCUUAUGCUGAUGGUGCUUCUGGAAACGUAUCAACAGAAGAUGUCGUGUAUAUGCUAAGUGGCUUGGGUAUUCACACGGGAGUAGAUUUAAGCAAGUUAAUGGAAGCUGGUCACUUUAUCUGUAAAGCACUGAACAGGAAGACCAACUCGAAAGUAGCUCAAGCCUGUUACAAGCCAUGA
Carcharodon carcharias (great white shark) is the source of this 1011-nucleotide messenger RNA. RefSeq names its product 3-hydroxymethyl-3-methylglutaryl-CoA lyase-like 1 (gene hmgcll1). The record is from RefSeq and is a predicted model, not a curated record. Gene Ontology annotation, molecular function: hydroxymethylglutaryl-CoA lyase activity. The coding region runs from base 1 to 1011 and encodes 336 amino acids. Gene Ontology annotation, biological process: ketone body biosynthetic process; L-leucine catabolic process. The transcript has 9 exons. NCBI's taxonomy places the organism in Eukaryota, Metazoa, Chordata, Chondrichthyes, Lamniformes, Lamnidae.